CCUCCACCAUAUCACAGCAGACAGCCAACCCAGUGGUGCCGCAACCCCAAAGCUUAGAUGUUACCAAAGUAUCAGAGGGUACUGACAUAGAGAGACUAGAAUGCAAGAAGAUUUAUUGGAGAAGAUGUGGCUUGUCUUGAAACAACUCACCGUCCAAGUGGACAUCAAGAGCUGCUUCGUGGCACUCCCGACAGACCACCUUAUAUUUGGACCUGGUGUGACUAGUAUCCCACAAUGCGUUCAGCAAGGGAUGCUGGGUAAUAGCCCAGCAGAGAUGGUGGUGGUGAGUCUACCGGUCGUCAAGGUGCUAAGCCUGAACCAUCAGAAGAUUCUACCACUUCAGGAGAUUCCACUGGACAGGAAAGAUCUGCCCCCAGAUACAGGUGAAAAACUGCCAUGGAGUGUGAAGGUAUCCCAUUUCAGCAUGUACACCAUCCAUCCUAGCGAGGGACCAUACUAUCUUCUGAAGCCUCUUAUCCUGUCAGCCACAGUCGGCGUGACAUCCAGCCAUGCUGAGAGACCAGCCAGUGGUAGACCAGGCCUUGGGUUGUGUGUUCAUGCAGAUAUGCAAGAAAUCCAAAUGGUUUGCUCCAAACCACAGGUGACACUGGUCUGUAAACUCUUGAACCAAGCCUUCAGCAACCAAUCUAAACUGGUUGAAGUGUUUAACUCAAGUUAUGGAGUCUCAUCCCAAGUUGCUAGCUUUCCUGUUAAUCCACCGUCGCCAUCAAAGUCUGCUGCAAGGGUUCUCAGUAGUGUUGCUUCGUCUGGUCAACCGGAUAACCAGGACACAACAACUCUGUCCCUGUCCUCCCCGGCCGAAGUUCCCACGUCCCCUCCAGGAGUGGCACCCCCUGAUCAGGAAGAGAGUGGCUCGUUGAAGUUUUCAUUGUGGCUGCAGUGGACACUGCAGAAGUUCUGCUUCAGAUUGUAUGGGGGUGCUCCACCUAUAAAGCUCAGUUGUGAGGUUGAAGAUCUGACCUCAAGUCUGGAUUUCCAGGAUGUGUACUCCAAAGUUACUUGCAAAAUUGGAUCACUAAAUGUUAACCAUUAUACUAAAAAUAAUGGCAGCUGGCAGCGUGGUCCAUUCUGUGGAGUGCUUUUCUCAUGUGCUGAUACCAUCACCCACAACACUUGCAUCCGUGGUGUGCGUCCUGACAGUCAUGCCUCACCCAGACCGUUCAACCCAUUUGUACCCCCUCGCACUGGCAAGCCCAAUGACGCCAAAUCCCACGGGUUCCUGUCAGCAACCUGGACCAUGGCUCAGGGGAAAUCUCUGGCUCAAAAGUUGUCUGGCAAGCAGGCAGAGUCAUCCAAGAAAUUUUUGGACCAAGCAGUGCCAUUGCCACAGCAGCGCUACAUUCAUGAAAUUGUUGUCACCAUUCAGCCUUUUGAUGUCUUAUUAUGGUGCCCGAUGUAUCUGUCUGUCCUUGAUAUAUUCAGCACUGUCAGUAUUUUAAAGGCUGGCCUACCGACGGCAGAUUUUCUCGGACAGAAACAACGACCAGUCCAGUACCACCGAACAGUCUCAACUACUAGCAUCCUUUCUCCGUCUGAUUCCCUUCAAAAGAGAACUCCACGUCAGAAAUCUUCUUCGUCAUCAAAUCAAGAAUGCUUGUCAAGUCGUGGUCUCCCUCUGGUCUACCUUGACUGUAAGGAGGUCCGCAUCUUUGCUCCUACUAAAGAACCUGUGUUGCUAGGGGAGACAGGAGGCAAUGACGGUGAGGUUGGCAUCACCAUGGAAACCCUGGACACUUUCCUACUUCAGGUCAACUCUAUUUGCCUACGGCCACAUGCUGAUAACCCACUGCAGCGACUUGUACUCAAAAAGGAAAUAUUUAGAUGUGCUGUCCUAGCUGGUCACACUCAAGUCCCCGGGUCAGAGGUUGAAGAUCGCCAGUACCAACUGGACAUCAAUAACCUUCGUGUGUCUGUUGGUUUGUGGGAUGAGAUCCAAGCAUGCUGUGACCAAGGCAAAGGGAGAGGUGAUCAUGAGAUUGAUGGAAUGCCACAAGCCCAGAAUCCAGCUCUUGAGUGGAACACCAACACAAUACGAGGCCCCACCCCAAGGGAGGUGUCUCUUCUGCCAGUUAUUGUGGGUAUUGACAUCAGGUUUGUUGCAGCUCCAGCCAUUAUUGUAGAUAAAGCACAUGGUGCUUCAGACAAGCACAGAUCCACACCUGUGAUGGUCUGUGGUCAUUCCAUCGAAGUUAACUUCACCAGUGACAUGACGUGCUACCUCAGCACUGGCCAGGUUUGUCUGUUACAAACAUUGAUCCAAGAAAACUUCCUCGUCCUUAUGAAAACGGGAAGCACAAAAGAAGACCUGUCUUUGGAGAGCAGUGAGCGGGUUUAUCCGACAGCAGCAUCAGCACAGGCCGGCAAACAGCUGAAAGCAUCAAGUGAAGGAUACCCUGAAGGUCGUCACACAAGAAGGAAAUCUGCUCCACCUGUGGACAGUGGGCUAGGUAGUGAGGACUCCACGCAGGUAGGAGGGGUCAGAGUUCAGAAGCUCAAGGUUGCAGUGCAAGGGACACCAAUGCAAAAGAUUCCGUCUUCUUCUUCAGCGCAAGCCCAGAAAUCUAAAAAGAUUUCCAAAUCCGGGAGCUUUACUCCGAUGGAUGCCUUAAUCACGGCAGGCAAGGUGUCCGUGUUCUUCUACUCUUGCGUCAACACUACCAAUUCAGACUUGGCUCAGUUCCAAGAGUUGGAAACUGUCCAGUCAUUGCCAACAAUCAAGGAAAGGCAGAUGGAGCUGCAGCCAUUUUUGUUCGUGACCGUAAUGCAACCAGCUGCCAUAUUGUCCCUGGAACAUUACCAACAAAGAGCUGAAUUCACUAUGUAUGAUUUCACUGUUGAGGGGGCCUCUGUGAAGCACGCUGCCAGAGAGCUGUCAAGCACUCAGCCAUUGCCCAUCCCAGCUGACUACACUGUGUCCUGGUUGGAGACUUGUCCGGGGGAACCACACCCUAAGACUGGGGUACGACCAGCUCUACUGACAUUUACUCUUACUGACUGCCUCAGUAACCAAGCCAGUGCUAAGCUUAAAUUUGCCCGUCCUACCAAAGUGAGUUUCAGCCUCAGUAAACUGGACCAGACAGUUGCAUUUGUGAGACGUCUCAUUCCAACCAAGUCCACUCAGAUAUCAGCUGAACCCGUGGCUGAGAAAGAUGCUGUGUCACAAGAUGGCGCUGUUCUCAUACCAGUUUUACCCCACAAUCUCCCUGCCAUUGCCCAUGGCAUCAGACAUUCAUCCAGCCAAUCACAUCACAGCACCCGUGACGAUGCCCUGGAUGCGCUCUCCCGUGUGAAAAGCAUCUCCUUGGAGAUGACAGAAUUUGUGGUUGUUAUGGCAACAGUACCCAAUCCUGAUUAUCCUCAUGUUGUCUGCUCCUUUGGUGACUGUCAAGGUGUUGUCGAUAUACAAAACAACAAUGGGAUCAUCUCAGAAAUUCGUGGAAAACUCCAAGUGGAACAGCUGCUUGUGAAGACGUCAAUCCGCCACAAGACGAGACCUUUGAUUGGUCCAUUCAACCUGAUCAUAGAUACUAAGGGUCACUUGUUUGGCCCUGGCAGUCAUGUCGAAGAUUUGUCAUUGAGUCAUAUGUCAGCUGGAGUCAGCUUGGGUCAUGUGACUGUGUUCCUGGGUCAGGAACAUUUGAACUGUGUCACACUGAUGCAGCAACAUGUGGCCGAAUAUUUCACCCAACAGGGAGCGGUAAAACAGUCAAAUAUUUCACUUCUUAAGGAGCAGGCAUCUGCGGAAGCCAAGAAACCAAGCACAUCCCAACAUGCACCAGCCUUCCGGAGGAGCCUUCCUCAGGAUGUGAUAUCUCAGCAGCCAGACCGGCAUUACAAGGACGAUUUGAGAGCAGGGACGUUCCACUAUGUCAAUGAUCGAGAUGGAGUUGGUCUUACCCCAAAGCCCAAUGAAAUUGUCUUCACUUCACUCCCCCUGGAAGACAGCACCAAAGGUCAUUGGGGGUCUAUGACCUGGUGUUACCCCGAGUCUAGGAUCCUGACUCACGUGUCUGUUACACCGAUACCUCUGCAUCAGGCUGGUGCCGCUGACAGUGAUCUCACAGCAGAAGAAGAGGUACCAUGCACACUUGAGUACUGGGAUGAUCUCAGGCAAGACUUCUGUGUCUACCGACAAAUGUAUGUCUCAGAGGUCCACUCUUAUCAUCUCAAUUUGCCCGGAUCAUCUGACAAGGCAUCCAGGCAUGCUGUGGCAUCACUUUGGAGAGUCCUGCUCAACAGCGUGGCCAAAGACAGCGACGAGGAGCCAUUGUCCCUUCGGGAUCACCCAGGCCUGAUCAUAUCUCCAACAGCCUUAGCUGCUUCCAUGAGGGUGGAUUCCAGCUUCUCGGCUCACCUUCUGCCUGGUCUCUCGUUAGGAUUCAAGAUGGAAUGCGUCGAAGUCAGGCUAGCCCACCACACAGACACGCUUGGCAAAGCACAACCCAAGUGGCUGGAACCUUUUGUGUCGGACAACCUUUCUCCUGCUGACCAAGAAAUUAUGGUCAUUCGACUGGACUCAUCUGACUUGUUUCUCAAUCAUUGGUCAUCUGCCCUUGUCAACACCCAUGUGCAGAUGGCGACCACUGUCCAGUGUGACGUCCUAACCUACCGAAACCUCACCAUGGCAACACUGCUGCAUCCCACGAAGACCUCUGCAACCGUGGAUUUGAACUGGAGGGAAAGUGUAGAAGGUCAUGUUGAUCUCGGGUCAGUCAAGGUCAGCAUAGGUCAACAAGUGGUGCAUUCUCUCAACAUGGCUGUUCAAGCCCUGGCCCAGGUCAACUCAAUCAACAAGGAACGCCUUCUUUUCUGCCACUACGCCAUUUGCAACGACACCGAUGAAACUCUGCGAUUUGGCCAGGUCCACACAGACGAAUCCAUCGUUUUGCCCAGCAGGAAAGUCCAUGAGUACAGCUGGAGAACUCACAAACACCACAGACAGGGACUACAUGUUUGCAUUGAGGGCUGGAGAAACUGGCGAUGGUCCGAACCCUUCAGUCUUGACCAGGAAGGAACGAUUGUCCGCUCGCUACAGCACAAAGACCGUACUGCAACGCUGUUCAUCAAGAUCAAGACAAUAUCAGCGCUACAGAAACAGGUGAUUUUUUGUGGCCAACACUUCUUCACCAAUGCCCUGAACCUGGACCUUGAGAUACAACUCAUCCAGGUGGCCAGAAUUGGUAGUCAGGUAAUUGACUCCAAACGCUUCUACAGCCUGCUAGCCAAUAGCAGCCUUCCUUCCUUAACCUGCAGUAGCAGUGACAUCAUUGGUGUGAGAGUAAAGCUCAACAAGGAAGGUGGUGAUUGGUCAGAACAGUUUGCUACUAGCGGAGAGAUGAGUCGUGAGCAGUCUGUUCUUAAGGUUUCUGACCAAGAUGGUGUGAAUUACUUCAUGUGGUGUCGCAUCUUUGAAGAGGAACAUGAAAACCAUGCACAAAGACUGGUUCUGCUCAGCCCUUUGUUUAUCGUCCGCUCUCAUCUCCCCUGGCCGACAAUCAUGAACAUAGAGUCGACCAAGCCUCCUGACUUCAAGGUUAUUCAGGUCAAAGGUCGAGGGUCUAGCCAGUCAAUGUACCAGUUUGCAUCUAACACCUGGCACAGCCUCACAUUCCAACUUGGUCCCCAAUCAAGUCCAUCCAACCCACCUAUUACCAUCAACACGGACACGAUCGAUCAGCUCAGCCUGGGGCUGUCCACAGACAGUGAGGAUGCCUUCCCAGUUACCCUGGAAACCAUCACUAAGCACUGUCAGCAUCCUAACCUCACAGAGGCGUGGCCCUUCAACCAUGUUGACUAUGAUAGCUCAAAAUACUUGAACAGCACACCCCGUAACACUGAAGUCCCAUCAGCCCUUCAGAAUGUCCCUGGUGCCGAUGCCGGGUACAAACCAAACACCGACCUGCAGGUGAUGACGACACGACUGAGUCCCUACCUGAACACCAUCAUGGUGGAUGUGUUGCCGUGGUGCUUAAUGGUCAACGAGACAGAUGUGGAUAUCGACGUGAUUGAGGACGGCAGUAAGCUGUUGUGUCUGCCGAGAGGAGAGACGGUAGCCCCACAGCGAUUCAAGGAAGGCUUCUAUCUGCAGCUCAGCAAAGCCAAAUACACAACCAGCAACAAAUCCAAGCUUAUCCGUCUAGUAGCGGCCUCUGUCCCAGCAACGACCCAUGACCCCUCAACUAUGACCCUGAUAUCAGAGGGGUACAUCCACAUCACACUAUCUGUGCAGAGAAUGGGAGUGGCACAGAGCAGGAUUCUACAUCUUACGCUGAGAUCAACUGUCAAGCACAACAUCAGAGUUAUCACAAUUUUGCCUCAAUUUGUGCUUCGCAACACGAGCAAGAAAGCUUUGCUGUUGAGAGUAUUUGACUCCUUAACAUCUGAUAAGGUUGCUGUGCGGGAGUCUUCACUGCAAUCCGUGUGGGUUCCUCCAGCGGAUUCCACAGAAACCUACAUCCCCAUCACACAGUGGAACGUCCCUUCUGACAAUCAGCCAGUGGCAAAUUCUCACCCACAAUCCUCUGACACUCCAGACAAAAGCCAGUUUCUCUCAAUGGCUCUGGCAACCUUAGAGGGGACAAAUAGGAAAGCAGAUGUCAGAGACCCAGCCAACCAGGAGCAGACUCACUGGAGUAGAUGGGCUCAGCUGGAUAUUUCUAGACCAAGGAUUCCGGUGGCAGUACCUAUAAACCAAAUUUUCAGCCAGGCCUCACCCAAAGCAACUGCCACCACAGAAACCGUUGCCACGGUACCCUUGAUGGCUGUCUUGGCAGAACAGGAAGGGGUCAUGUACGUAACCGUUGAUGAUGACCCCAUUCCCCGCGUAACCAUUGCUAACGCCUGCUCCUACCCACUGCACUUCGGGCAGAGCCAAUUUCAAGACACAGAUCAGGCAGAGGUUCUGGAGCAACUCUGUGCCAUUCCUUCAGUUCCUAUAGUCCUUCCCCACUGUCUUGUCCAUUAUGACCUCCAGCGGCCAAUACCUGGGUCAUCUUCAGAUGGAGGACAGAGAUCAUACACCCCUCAUCUUCAUCUAUGCCUUGGAAGUUUCCUGGGAUUAGCUAUCAGCCUUGAGGAGCCACGAGGCCAACAUAAGCAACAGCGAGAAGAAAGAAAGAGCAAGUACUCAUGGAGUGAGGGCAUCCGGUUAGCUACAGACAGCAGAGAGCAAUCUGAGAUAGUGUCCAUGGCUGGAAUAGGCUAUGUUCUUGUCUCCAGUCACUAUGUGGGGACACAGUUACAGAUCCGUGUAGAUCCUCUCAGCAUGGAUGUCUCAAAAAGUGAUGGCAGCGGUGGGAUGCAGUCGUCAACAGAGCCUUCUGUGAAAGCUGAGCCGAACUCCUUGCUGGCUGUCGGGAUGGAAGAUUCCAAUCUGAACAGGGUUAAAUCAUCGCAUUCAUCAUUAGAAAUGGCAAUGUCAUCCAGUUCGCUCUCACAGUUGCAAUAUAAAUUCAGAUUAUCCGCAGGGUGUGUCGUUGUCAUGGUCAUGGAUGAAAUCACCGAUCUUGUUCAGACGUCAGAGAUGCUUCGCAUCACUAUCCACGACAUGAACCUUUUGACUUUUCCGCUUGUUGAAAGUGGUACAAAGAGCCCUGUCCAACAGCAGCAAGUAGAGCUUUCUGCCCGGGCAUGCCAAGUAGACAAUCAAUUAUACAAACAGGCUGGGAAGUAUGAUUUUGCUGUUAUCCUUUGUGAUCAGGAAGACUCAGGAAGGUCUAGUGAGGAGGAGGUACCUUAUGAUGGACCCAUAGAGGAGCUGGCAGCAUUUUGUUGGCAACACCACACACUCGUCUCUCGGGUUUUACUGGAAAGCUGCUCGGAUUUAUCAUUCAGUUUAGCUUCUCUGGAAGUAGAAGUUAGACCCUUGGAACUUUACGUCGAAGAUCAGUUCCUGUAUGAUAUCCUUCUCAAAGCUCAAACCUUCAUUCCUGCCAAGUCUCGUGAGCCAAAUCAAGCAAUCACAAGCCACAGAUUUCCAGCCAAAGUCCGCAUUGCCAGCAGUACCCUCAAGGAGCCAAUCAGCUUGCGACACUUCCUGAUUCAACCAAUCAGAUUAUUUGCAAGUGUCCACGCCUCACUGAAGUUGUUCAUCGCAGCUGAUAGCACACCAUUGUCCUUCAGACAGUUUGACAGUGGUCCGAUGUUUGCCACAACAAGGCAACUAGCACAAGCCCUAACCAUGCAUUAUACAUCUGGUGCACUCUUCAAAGCUGGUUGGGUGCUGGGAUCGUUGGAGCUACUUGGAAACCCUGCUGGCUUGUUGCGUAAUGUCGGCAGUGGUCUGGCUGACUCUGUCAUGCUGCCAUAUGAAGGGUUGACAAGGGGACCUGCAGCAUUUGUUGCCGGGGUUACCAGCGGGACGUCAUCUUUACUUCGACACCUCUCUGCAGGAACAUUGACGUCGAUCACAAAGUUUGCCUCCAGCGUGUCCCGUAAUCUGGAUCGUCUGACCCUGGAUGAAGAUCACAUUGCCAGGAGAGAGAAACAACGACGCAAGGUGCCAGACAGGGUGACAGAUGGGGUGAUACAAGGCUUGAGCGGCUUUGGUAUCAGUUUACUGGGAGCAAUCGCUGGCAUUGCAGACCAACCAAUUAAAAGUUUCCAUCAAGCACCAGACGUCAGUUCUCCAACCCAGAAGGCAACAGGUGUCAUACGGGGUGUCGGCAAAGGUCUAGUGGGUGUGGUCAUCAAGCCAUUGGGUGGGGCUGCUGAGUUUGUCUCUCAAACUGGACAAGGUAUACUGCAUAGCACGGGCUUGAUUGAAACAAGAAGCCCAAAAGGAGAAUGUGUGACAUCACUGACUGCCAUGGCAACCAACAGCAGACUCAAAUACACAUGGAAGAUGCUUCAUUCGCUGCCCAACGCCGACAUCCUGAUGGACUGCGAUAUCACCACCAUCACCUUCCACGGCCUGCAGCGUGGGGGGUGCCUACUCCUAACACCUGAAGUGCUCUUCAUCGUCAGCUCCAGUGAGGAUACCCAGCAACAGGCAUUCCCGAUCUUUCAGGUGGAGUGUAUCCCCCUGCCAGGAAGCAGCGAAGGGGUGGGAGUGAAAAUGAAGAGGCCCUCCUCGCCAUCAGUCUCAAAGAAGGAGGAGACAUGCAGCCGUAUUGCUGAUUUUGUUGGAACCAUUCCCUCCAAACCAUGUGACCCAUUAGACAUUGAUCCAUUGGUUAGUUCUGAUAGCCAAUCAGAGGGUUCCUCCCUGCCAGGGGGACACACAGUGGAUGAUUCCACGGGCACGACAGUGUACCAGUACUUCCUUCAGCGGGCCUGCUACCGGAACACAUUUCUGAGCUUGUUCCAACAGGCAAAGAACCGACUCUUGGGGAAGGGGUUUUGCUAUGACGAGACAAACAACACUGGCUUCAGCCGCUUCAAGACAUGGCACACCAGCGCCAAGAUGCAGCUGGAAGGGACUGAGUAGAUGUUCGGUGAGGAAGAUUGUGUUGCAUCCCAAUGCAAGCGCAGGCGAAAAGAUGUAGAAAAUUAGGAGCUGCAAGACUGCCAAACGAUAUGCAGUUGUAGACUCCACGCAUUAAAGAUGUCCAACUGAAAGAUGACACUACGUUACACAGCAAGUUAAUCGUUUGAAAGUUAGGGAACUCGAGGUAGAGUUCUAAUUUCACAGAGAGAGUAAGCCGAAUAUAUUGUUUCAAAUGUUCCCUAGCUCCUCUCUUCUGCAUGUUGUACUUUUCUUCAAAUUGUGAACAUCCAGGCAUUCUUUUCAUGACUGAUUGGCAGUACGUUUAAUUGACCAUGAUAAAGAGUGCAAUUUUUCCCAAGUUUUCAACUGGAAAAGUGUACAUUUUGUAAAACUUCAAGAAGCUGUGAUAUUUAUAUUAAUUAUUAUCUUAUUUGAUUUGGACGAAAAACCUGAUUAUUUUCAAGCAACUUUAAAGGGGAAACUGGCAUGAACUUUGACGAUUUUGUGACUGCAUUGGCACAUUUUUGUAUCAUGUUCUUCAGUUUGAAAUAGACACAGUUGUCAAAUAAUUACUCCCAGCGUGUAGUAUUCCAAAACAAGAUUUCAUUUGAUGUUACAAUAGUCUGCAAUAAAUUACCAAAUGCAUGUGUUUCUUGAGGGGACAUUUUAAUCAGUUGCCAGUUUCCAGCCCAUUUUUGCAGUUGACUUCUUUUGUUCAGGGAUUCGGUAUGUAUCACGCUUUGUGUUUUGGUGGCAUGUUGGGGACCUCUGCAUGCUGAGUCUGUUUAUGUCAGUACAAAAAUAAUCUGCAAUCACCGAGUGAAAUCAUAAAUUAUUGUAUAUUCAGUUUUAUUUUAUUUUGUUUCGCUUGAAAAGCUCAUCAUUUGUAUAUAGUGGUGCAAAUACAAACAUAAUAAUCUGGCGUGCUUUCAUAUUGGUUAAGUAGUUCUUUUGAGGUUGAUUUGUUUGCUCGAUAAAGUUGAUAAAUAUUAUUUUGCAUGCUUCUUUCGUUGGCUGUGUUUAGUUUGGGUAUUUUUCAUAGCUUUCUGUUUUUAUUUUGUAUGUGUGGGAUCUUGAUCGUGAUCAUUACAGUGCACAAAUCACCCUAGCUGUGGCUGUCAAUGUGCAGUUCCUCGUGACCUUGAAUCUUUUGGCCUAUGGUGCCGAUUUGAUUUAAGGUGGCAAGGCACUCCACUCAGGAAUAAUGCGGGGUUAUAAUGACAUCCUUUAGCAGUCCAUCUUAGUUGUUCACACAGUAGAUGGCUGGCAUUCUGAGUAGUGAGGCCAUGGGUUUCUUUCUGGAGGGAUAACAGCCUUGAGUUUAUUCCUGUUUCAAGUGUGUCCCAUUUGAGCUCUCUAAUCAUGUCUUUGGCGUUGCUAGUCUUUUUGUAGUCAUUUUUGGCUGCAUGUCUCUGCACUUUUUCUUUGUAUGUGUCCUUAUAGGGAUCCCAAAUUGAGCUGGCAUAUUCGAAUUUGGGUCUGACUUAAGAUUUGUAAGUUAUAUCUUUAACUAGAGACUUGUAAUUCCAGAAAUUUCUGUCAAUGAGUUCCUGCCUGUUUGCACUGUGUGUUCUGCUGUAUAAGGGCACUUGUCAGCUGAACUCCAACUAUGCUUGAACUCUUCGUGCAUGACAAGUCUCCCAUGAAAUGCUGAUGAUUUGUACUAUUACAGUGGUUUUAAAGGGACAUGGUAGGAAACAGUGUAUUGUUGGCAAACAAUAUUGUUAACCCUAACAGUCCCAAAUCCUCCGAUUUCAAUAUGAUUUUACAUACACCCAAGGGAGUUAGGUUUAAGGGAACACCGAUUUUUGUUGAGGGAACAACCAUGUUUGUUGGGGGAACAAAUUUGUUUUGUUCAGGAAAUGAGUUUUUGAUGAGGGAACAAAUUUUGUUGAUGAAACAGCAAAUUUUGUUGAGGGAACAAAAAUUAGUCGAGCAACGAAUAUUUGUGCGAGUGUGUCCCGCGCUUAUACUACACAUGCCGCGCUGGCUUUAAGCACGUCCCCACGACGGAGUCUUCAUGUCUGUUGUCGAGGGCUUCCCUUCCCGCCAUAUUGACAACUGCCUAGUUUCUCUGUAUAUUGUCCGCAGUGGUGUUGUUUCAGUGUCAAUUUUCGUUGAUUAAAAUUUGUUCCCUCAACAAAAUUCUUUGUUCCCUCAAUAAAUUUCCUUGUUCUCUGAACAAAAUUUGUUGUUUCCUCAUCAAAAGUUGUUGUUCCCUCAACAAACUUUGUCGACGAUAGUUUUUUUUUUUUAAUAUCACGUCCCUUUAAAACUGCAAAACAUUUGGACUGGCUAUAUUUUAUCUUCCAUGUAGACUCCCGGGCACGUAAUGAAAAAUCGAUGUCAUAAUGAAGACCAAUCAUUAUCUGAGUCUUUUUUUAUAGAAUUACAUAAAACAACCUCACAUUCGCUGUAACAUUGUCUCGUAAACCCGCGUUGAUAAAGGUGUAUACAGCCUAAGCACAGCUCCUUGUGGAACUCCAGAAACUGUGUGAGAACUAAGUUGACCGCUCACCAUCGAUAACAACUCUUUGGUGUCGUGUUAUAAGGACUUUUUCAAUCCCGUUGGGAGAUCCCACCCAAAAAAAAAUCGACACUGAAACAAUUUUUUCCAACUUUCUUGGACGCCACUCAGAUCUGUAUGUAUAGGCCUACAUGUAGGGCCUAUUUCUGACUGGCCCUCCUAAAGUUAGUUUUAAAAAUCCUGAUUUUUUGGGGGGGGGUUUUCCACUUUACUACAGAAAAGUGCCAGUCUCUUAUGAACAAAGUCAGUAUGCGAUAAUCAUCCUGGGAACAAUAGAAUUGCUUGUUCAAUAUCAGGUGAAUUUGGAGGUUUUUGUCAAGCGGUGCAUCACCAGCGUACGCGUACCGCGUCAGGGAAGUGCUUUUGCCUAGCAACAGUACAACGUGGAAGUUUUAGCUAGACUGGUUCUGUAUUAGUACGACGAGCUGACAUUAAUUAAAGACGUCGGGGGAUCGCCGCCGCUCUCCCGCGGCCCGGCCAACCGCACCAAUGCUUACUAUGCACACAUAUACGCACACUGUUUUCGGACUUCGCACAUGAAACACUAAAGUUUCAACUUGAAAUUAUGGAAAUAAUUAUAAUGUACAGAUAUUUACAGAUACAAGAUGCAUCAACUGUAAAACCCAAACGUGGAAUUGUGGAAUUAUUCCACUAGGCAUUAUGGAAUUAUGAAUUUAGUAGCCAAUGCCUUGUACAAGUUGUAUGCCUGAGCUAGGCAUCCCUUUCGGUCAUGCCGGUUUUACUCAGCCGUGUUUUCUAGAAGAAAUUUCGAAAGUGAUUAUUUUUCAGCGAUUUUUGAAUUUUUUAUUUAUCAUUUUGAGAGACUGAAUUAUUCCGCUGUCCUAAGGUGGACGACCGUAAAACCCCGCGAAAGUUUAAAGAGCUGACUGUCCAACGAGCCAUGAACGCGACGAUGUUCACAUGCAAUACAUUAUUUUUUAGUUGAUAUGUUGAGACGUAAGACUUAAAAACUGCAUGAAAAUAAACUGAGAAGAAUUUUAAAAAGGUU
Messenger RNA from Acanthaster planci (crown-of-thorns starfish), 12984 nucleotides. Its product is annotated as intermembrane lipid transfer protein VPS13B-like. Lineage: Eukaryota; Metazoa; Echinodermata; Asteroidea; Valvatida; Acanthasteridae. The record is from RefSeq and is a predicted model, not a curated record.